Molecule: messenger RNA, 245 nt
Organism: Geodia barretti
Lineage: Eukaryota; Metazoa; Porifera; Demospongiae; Tetractinellida; Geodiidae
Source: the annotation of a GenBank genome assembly
AAUAUGGUACACAGCUGCCGGGUCUGGCUUACACGGUGUGAAGUCUCGAGUUAGUACCUGCACAUCGACAUCAGGGUGUUAACAACUCUGCAGAUAAGUUGCCUUAGGGGAUCAGUGUAUGUACUGCAUGCAAGCGAGUCCAGCUUUAAAUAUACAGGGCUCAUGCUGUCCUGUCUGGGCACUUCAACAGAAUUGUUGGAUAUCCCUAGGCAAAUGACAUUGUAUGAACCCUGCUUGUAGGAUUG